Dipodomys ordii (Ord's kangaroo rat) is the source of this 3365-nucleotide messenger RNA. RefSeq names its product kinesin family member 20A (gene Kif20a). Gene Ontology annotation, cellular component: nucleus; spindle microtubule. Gene Ontology annotation, biological process: microtubule-based movement; mitotic spindle assembly. NCBI's taxonomy places the organism in Eukaryota, Metazoa, Chordata, Mammalia, Rodentia, Heteromyidae. Gene Ontology annotation, molecular function: microtubule binding; ATP binding; plus-end-directed microtubule motor activity. The transcript has 19 exons. Bases 101 to 2701 code for a protein of 866 amino acids. The record is from RefSeq and is a predicted model, not a curated record.
CUCUCUCCCAGCGAAAGUUCGGGUUCCGCCAAGGGCUGGGAGUUGGUACCAGGGAAGCAGCGAAGAUCCCGUCUCCUGACGUAGGCUUUUUCCUACUGUCAUGUCUCAAGGCAUCCUCUCCCCGCCGGCAGGCUUGCUGUCCGAUGAGGAUGUCGUAGUAUCUCCUAUGUUUGAGUCCACAGCUGCAGAUUUGGGAUCUGCAAUGCAUAAGAAACUGUUGUCAGACUGCUCUGUCAUUUCCACCUCCUUGGAAGACAAACAGCAGGUUCUGUGUGAGGAUAAUACAGAGAAGGUAAAAGUAUAUCUCCGAGUCAGGCCCUUGUUACCUUCAGAGUUAGAAAGACAUGAGGAUCAGGGCUGUGUACGUAUUGAGAAUUUGGAGACCCUUGUUCUGCAAGCACCUAAAGAUUCAUUUGCUCUAAAGAGCAAUGAGCGGGGAAUUGGCCAAGCCACUCACAGGUUCACAUUUUCUCAGAUAUUUGGGCCAGAAGUAGGACAGGCAAACUUCUUCAACCUGACUGUGAAGGAGAUGGUAAAGGAUGUACUCAAAGGACAGAACUGGCUCAUCUAUACAUACGGAGUUACCAACUCAGGGAAAACCCACACAAUUCAAGGUACCAUCAAGGAUGGAGGAAUCCUUCCCCGGUCACUGGCUCUGAUCUUCAAUAGCCUCCAGGGACAACUUCAUUCAACACCUGAUCUGAAGCCAUUGCUCUCCAAUGAGGAAGAGCUAUCUACUUCCUUGAAGAAGAAUGUCUACAUUGAAAGUCGGAUGGGUACUAGCACCAGUUUUGAUAGUGGCAUUGCUGGGCUCUCUUCAAGCAGUCAGUUUACUAGCAGUAGCCAACUGGAUGAAACAAGUCAACGGUGGGCACAGCCAGACACUGCCCCAGUUAGUGUCCCAACAGACAUUCGCUUCUCUAUCUGGAUCUCCUUCUUUGAGAUCUACAAUGAACUGCUAUAUGACCUGUUAGAACCACCUAGCCAGCAGCGUAAGAGGCAGACUCUACGGCUGUGUGAGGAUCAAAAUGGCAAUGCUUAUGUAAAAGAUCUCAAUUGGAUUCAUGUUCGAGAUGCUGAAGAAGCUUGGAAACUCCUCAAAGUCGGUCGUAAGAACCAGAGCUUUGCCAGCACCCACCUUAAUCAGAACUCUAGCCGAAGUCACAGUAUCUUCUCAAUCCGAAUUCUGCACCUUCAGGGGGAAGGAGAUAUGAUCCCCCAAAUCAGCGAGUUGUCACUCUGUGAUCUGGCUGGCUCAGAGCGCUGCAAAGAUCAAAAGAGUGGUGAACGGCUAAAGGAAGCAGGGAACAUUAACACAUCUCUGCACACCCUGGGCCGUUGUAUUGCUGCCCUUCGCCAAAACCAGCAGAACCGGUCUAAGCAGAACCUGGUUCCCUUCCGUGACAGCAAGUUGACUCGAGUGUUUCAAGGCUUCUUCACAGGUAGAGGCCGUUCCUGCAUGAUUGUCAAUAUCAAUCCCUGUGCAUCUACCUAUGAUGAGACACUGCAUGUGGCUAAAUUUUCAGCCAUUGCUAGCCAGCUUGUACAUGCCCCACCUAUGCAUCUGGGACUCCCAUCCCUGCGUUCAUUCAUCAAAGAGCACAGUCUUCAAGCAUCAUCUGGCUUAGAAAAAGGGAGUAAGGCAGACCUAGGUCUUGAUGACCACAUUGAAAAUGAAGCUGACAUCUCUGUAUAUAGCAAGGAGGAGCUCCUUCAGGUGGUUGAAGCUAUGAAAACAUUGCUUUUUAAAGAACGACAGGAAAAGCUGCAGCUGGAGAUGCAGCUCCGUGAUGAAAUUUGUAAUGAGAUGGUAGAACAGAUGCAACAACGGGAACAGUGGUGCAGUGAACAUUUGGAUGCCCAAAAGGAACUAUUAGAAGAAACAUAUGAAGAGAAACUAAAGAUCCUUAAGGAAUCACUAACAACUUUUUACCAAGAAGAGAUUCAAGAGCGGGAUGAAAAAAUUGAAGAGCUAGAAGCUCUCUUGCAAGAAACCAGACAGCAGCAGGCUGUGACUCAUCAACAGUCAGGACCUGAAUUGUCCCUGCGACGGUCACAGAGGUUGGCAACUUCUGCCACCACACAGCAGCUCCAGGAGGCUAAAACUAAACUAGAACAAUGCAAAGCAGAGCUAAGCUCCACCACUGAAGAGCUACAGAAGUACCAAAAAAUGUUAGAACCACCACCCUCAGCCAAACCUUUCACAAGUGAUGUGGACAAGAAGUUAGAGGAAGGCCAGAAGAACAUAAGGCUGCUGCGAUCAGAACUUCAGAAAGUUGGCCAGUCCCUCCAAUCAGCAGAAAGGGCCUGUUGCCACAGCACUGGAGCAGAAAAACUUCGUCAAGCUUUUACCACUUGUGAUGACAUCUUAAUCAAACAGGACCAGACCCUGGCUGAGCUGCAAAAUAACAUGAUGCUAGUGAAACUGGACCUUCGGAAGAAGGCAGCAUGCAUUGCUGAGCAGUAUAAUACUGUCCUAAAGCUACAAGGCCAGGCUUCUUCUGCCAAAAAACGCCUUGGUGUCAACCAGGAAAACCAACAACCAGAUCAGCAACCACCAGGGAAGAAACCAUUCCUUCGAAACUUACUUCCCCGAACACCCACCUGCCAAAGCUCAACAAACUGCAGUCCUUAUGCUCGGAUUUUACGCUCAAGGCACUCUCCUUUACUCAAAUCUGGGCCCUUUGGCAAAAAAUACUAAGGCUAUAGGGAAGAGAAAUACAGCUAUUGCCCUGAAGUGGAACAAUUGCUCAGCCUAAUACUCUUAAGCUUUGCCAUAUACUUGGAACUUUAUCCAGAAUGUAAUACUCAGAUAUUAUUUUUUCCUCUUUUGUAUUAUAAUCACCUGUAUAAUCUCAUUCUUUUCACAUAUGGUUUUUAUGCACACAAAAAUUUAAAUAAAGAUAUUAUUGUUCACAUUUUUAUUUGAAUUCCAAAUUUAGCAAAAACAUUAAAGCAACUUUUAAAAAAAGGCAGAAAAACUGACACAAACUUCAUUUCAUUCUAGCUAAUGGGAAUCUUGCACAGGAAUAGCAAUAGAAACCAGACACUAACUAGUGAAAGAAGGCUUAAUAAGAAAUGAAUCCAAGUGUCACUAGAUAGUCUUAAGCUUUAAUAUAAAAUGAAGUAUCACACAUUAAAAGGUGAGUAAAAAUGUUCAAGGAACAACACAAGGAUGGAUCCUAAGCUCAGAAUAACCCAUAGCAUCUCUUGUAUAAAUUCAUUACAACAGACAAAUAGCAUAUUAUCUACUGAACACAUGCACAGGCCUGAAACCUUCAAUGAGCACCAUAACAAUGAUUCCCAUAUGGUCUAAACAAAUAGGGCUGGGGGAAAAAAAAAAAGUAUUAGAGAUAAGAAAAACA